Messenger RNA from Rhinopithecus roxellana (golden snub-nosed monkey), 2489 nucleotides. RefSeq names its product IKBKB interacting protein (gene IKBIP). The record is from RefSeq and is a predicted model, not a curated record. Bases 407 to 1546 code for a protein of 379 amino acids. NCBI's taxonomy places the organism in Eukaryota, Metazoa, Chordata, Mammalia, Primates, Cercopithecidae. The transcript has 3 exons.
GCUUCAGGGACGGGCCGCGUUCCCACCAAGCCCGACUCCGGCGGGGACGGCGCGCCCCACGUGGCGCGCGCGACCCCUUUGUCCCGCCCCACCUCCUCGGGUCCCGUCGGCCUGAGCGCGCCCGGGAGUUUGAAUUUCUUCGGAUUUGGAACAAUAUCGCAGUGGAAGGCGCUGUGGCGUGAGGUUGCCGCCGACCUCUCCUAGGGGAACUAUGGAGCUGGUAGCUGAAAGACUCAGUGAAGCAACGAGGAUGGCGGGGAGAGGGAAGGGGCUGGGCUCUGGGCGGUGCCAAGUCUGUGAAGGGGCGCGGUCACCGCCCAGGGUUCCCGCGAACGCCAAGGCGGCCACGUCUUGCUCCCCCUGGUGAAGAAGCUGCCCGGGGCUUGUCUUCCUAGGGCCUCCAGACAUGUCUGAGGUGAAGAGCCGGAAGAAGUCGGGGCCCAAGGGAGCCCCCGCUGCGGAGCCCUGGAAGGGGAGCGAGGGCGGGAAGACACCGGAGGACCGGGGCGGCGGAGGCGGGGGCUGGGCAGACCCCCGAACGGGCCUGAGCCUGCUGUCGCUGGGGACGUGCCUGGGCCUGGCCUGGUUUGUAUUUCAGCAGUCGGAAAAAUUUGCAAAGAUGGAAAACCAAUACCAGUUACUGAAACUAGAAACCAAUGAAUUUCAACAACUUCAAAGUAAAAUCAGUUUAAUUUCAGAAAAGCUUGAGUCUACUGAAAGCACCCUGCAGGAAGUUACAUCAUCCAUGUCUUUGAUGACCCAGUUUGAGCAGGAAGUAUCCAGCCUCCAAGAUAUCAUGCAUGGCAUUCAAAGUAAUGAAGAGGUGCUCACUCAAAGGAUGCAAAGCCUUAAUGAGAAAUUUCAGAAUAUUACGGAUUUUUGGAAGAGAAGCCUAGAAGAAAUAAACAUUAAUACAGACAUUUUCAAAUCAGAAGCAAAACAUGCACAUUCUCGAGUAACUGUCCAAAUUAACUCGGCUGAGCAGGAAAUAAAAUUGCUCACUGAACGGCUAAAAGAUUUGGAAGAUAGCACACUAAGAAAUAUUAGAACAGUAAAAAGACAAGAAGAAGAAGAUCUCCUGCGAGUAGAGGAACAGCUAGGUUCUGAUACAAAGGCAGUUGAAAAGUUAGAAGAGGAACAGCAUGCCCUCUUUGCCAGAGAUGAAGAUCUAACUAAUAAACUUUCCGACUAUGAACCCAAAGUUGAAGAAUGCAAGACACAUUUGCCAACAAUUGAAAGUGCUGUUCACUCUGUUCUCAGAGUCUCUCAGGAUCUGAUAGGAACAGAAAAGAAAAUGGAAGACUUGACUAUGCAGAUGUUUAAUAUGGAAGAUGAUAUGCUGAAAGCAGUGUCUGAAAUAAUGGAGAUGCAGAAAACCCUUGAAGGAAUUCAGUAUGAUAAUCGCAUAUUAAAGAUGCAAAAUGAACUGGAUGUUCUAAAAGAAAAAGUUCAUGAUUUUAUAGCAUACUCAAUGCAUACUACAGGAGAAAAGGAAACUGUAAAAGAAUAUAAUAUAGAAAAUAAAGGAAUUGGUGGUGAUUUUUAAAUUAGUGACAUUUAUUCUGAUGAACCAUAUCAUUAUACAUAAAUUGAUUAGUCCAUUGAUUUUGAGUUACUUUGAUAUGCCUCAUCUUAUCCUACAUUAUUGGAAAAUAAAUGAGAUGUCCACACAAAUGGAUUAUCCACAUAAUCAAAGCUUUUUAAGCUCUGAAACUUAUUUCAUUUUAACCAUUUUAAAUAGAAAUAGUUCUUUAAAAAUGUUUCUCUACUUUUAAAACAAGAUACUUCAUACUUUUAAUGUUUUUAAAGCAUUAGUGGACAUCAUUAUUAAUUUCACCUAUUAUUUUGGACCCACAUAUAUUGAUGUCUCCAGGGGCUAGUGAAGAGUAUUUACUGCUUCACUAAAUGACCCCAAUUUGCCAUUUUUCAAACCUAUGUCUCAUACCUUUUCUGUCACCUAAUCUUGAUGUCAGGUUGGUUGGUAAUGUGCCUGCCUCAGCCAGUUCUUCACUUUCUUAUAUAAUUCACUGCAGGUUAAGAAUCCAUACAACCAACCUCAUGGGAAUUUUGUGUAAAAUAAAAAUAACAUGCGUGAGGGAGAGUCUGGUGCCUUUGCUAUGAAUUAAUAUGCACUUUCUGAAAAAACUAUGAAGCCUAGGAAACAUUUUAGUUUUUGUUAAGGUUCUAAACUGUGUUAUGGAUACUUGUAAGACUUUUAAAAUCAGAGUAAGUUCUUACAUAAGGCCUUUCUUAGGAAUUAUGUGUAUAUACAUCUUUGAAAUAUCUUUAUAUACCUGGGUUUUAAGUUCCAACUGUGUUACACAUGAGUUUGCUAGAUCCAUGAUCUCUAGAUGGUUUACUUAAAAAUAAAUAGUCCUGGCCGGGCGCGGUGGCUCACGCCUGUAAUCCCAGCACUUUGGGAGGCCGAGACGGGCGGAUCACAAGGUCAGGAGAUCGAGACCAUGGUGAAACCCCGUCUCUACUAAAAA